GCGGGGGGGGCGGGGCGGAGCGCGCGCGGGAUGCGCAGGGGGCGGCUGGCGGCGGCCGUGUCAGCGAUGGAAGCACCAACUCAUAGCACCGUGCACCUGAGCGACUGGCAGAAAAGUUACUUUGCUCUUACCUCUGGCACCUGCACGCCCGCACAGAAGGCUGAUGAAUACCGUGCCAAAAUUCUGCGUAUUCAGUAUGCAUGGGCAAACUCAGAGAUCUCUCAGGUCUGUGCUGCCAACCUCUUUAAAAAAUACGCAGAGAAAUACUCUGCAAUUAUUGACUCUGACAACAUAGAGACUGGCUUGAAUAACUACGCUGAAAACAUUUUGACUUUGGCAAAGUGUCAGCAAAAUGACAGUGACAAGUGGCAAUCUGCCUUGACAACAGAUAACGUAUUUGAAUUAAAGUGUGUGCAGGAGAGGAUGCAGGCUGGCAAAAAUUUCCAAAGCACUCAGAUGGCACCGACAGAUGCCUUUGUACCAGCUGGUAACGGGGUCAGUGCUUCUGCCACUCCGGGUCUUCCUAGACUCGGUGUCUUCAGCAGUGUUGCCGAGAGUGAACGCUGUGCUGGCUCAUCAAAAUGUGCAAGUCGGGGCCCGGAUCUCCUUGAGCAUCCCUCAUCUUCAAAGUCUCUUCAAAGCAGUCUGCCUCCUGUGACUAAAACUUCGGAUAUACCUCCUGUCUCUUCUGUGUCCCUAAAGGAACAGGUUCAUACAGGUUUCCAGGUAACUCCACUGUUUGGAAGUAAAGAAAUGACAAGCAGCAGUUCUCUGAAAACGUCAGGUGGCUGUCAUGACAGGCAGAAUUUGUCUCUUCCCAGUCAGUCCGCUGUACAUGCCUGGUCUGGGAAAAGAAAAGCGUUUUAUGGUUUGGCUGAUAAAGGCAGCGCUGCACCUUCUAGCCUUGCUCCGUGCCAGCCUUCCGUUAGUACAGAAGCCAGUAGUUUUUCAGGGAAUAGGAACAGAAAUGAGGAGAGCGCUGCUCCUGGUUUUAGAACGGCAAAAGAGCAGCUGUGGGUGGAUCAGCAAAAGAAACCUCAGAGCCUCCACCAGCGUACACCAGCCUCGUCGUACGGAGGUGUAAAAAAGUCGCUGGGUGCUGGUAGGUCUCGGGGUCCAUUUGGCAAGUUUGUUCCUCCAGUCCCAAAACAAGAUGGGAGUGAAAACGGAGGAGCACAAUGUAAAGCUCACGCACGAGGGCCGCCAGAUCCAGCACUUCCUGUAGAUGAGCGCCUGAAGAACAUUGAACCAAAAAUGGUGGAGCUCAUUAUGCACGAGAUCAUGGACCACGGCCCCCCCAUCAACUGGGAUGACAUUGCUGGAGUCGAGUUUGCUAAGGCUACGAUAAAAGAAAUAGUAGUGUGGCCGAUGCUGCGGCCAGACAUCUUCACGGGGUUACGUGGUCCUCCAAAAGGAAUUCUUCUCUUUGGCCCCCCCGGGACUGGGAAGACGCUCAUAGGCAAGUGCAUUGCGUGCCAGUCCGGGGCUACGUUUUUUAGCAUCAGUGCCUCUUCUCUGACUUCCAAGUGGGUGGGUGAAGGGGAAAAGAUGGUCCGCGCGCUGUUUGCUGUGGCACGAUGUCAGCAGCCGGCAGUGAUUUUCAUCGAUGAAAUUGAUUCUCUGUUGUCCCAGCGUGGGGAUGGGGAGCACGAGUCUUCGAGAAGAAUAAAAACCGAAUUUCUGGUCCAGUUAGACGGGGCAACAACCUCCUCCGAAGAUCGUAUCCUGGUGGUUGGAGCAACGAAUCGACCCCAAGAAAUCGAUGAAGCUGCCCGAAGGAGACUGGUAAAGAGACUGUACAUUCCUCUUCCGGAAGCCUCAGCGAGGAAGCAGAUUGUGACUCGCCUCAUGUCAAAGGAGCACAGCUGCCUUAGCGAGGAGGAGAUUGAGCUUAUCGUUCAGAAAUCACAUGGGUUUUCGGGGGCAGACAUGACACAGCUCUGUCGGGAAGCUUCUCUGGGCCCCAUCCGCAGCCUUCAGUCCAUGGAUAUCGCGACCAUCCUGCCGGACCAAGUGCGGCCCAUUGCCUUCGUUGACUUUGAGAGCGCCCUCAGGACAGUGCGGCCCAGCGUGUCCUCGAAGGAUCUAGAGCUGUACGAAACCUGGAACCAGACCUUCGGCUGUGGUAGAUAACUGCAUCGUGACUGCCUUGCAGUUCUUUAGCACUGUGUCACAUGUUAACACCGUGACAAUUCAGUGUGUCUGCACUGCUUCUUGUUUCUAUCCGUCUCUGUAAUAAAUCUUGUGAAGUUACGCAGCCAGACGUCUAGGUGCUGGCCUGAGGUUUAGCUAACUGGAAAGAUGGAGAAACUGUGAGGAAAUUACAGAUAGCCACUGUGAAGGGUGGAUGAAUUUCACCGCUGUUCAAGGGGGAGAUGGGCAAACUUUCCGUGUAAUUGAAGGGAGCACUGGGGAUCUCCUGGGGGAGGGACCUUGCAGGAGGAACCUCCUUCUGAGGGUGUGAAGAGGGGGUGUCCAGUAAAUGGUGUUCUUGUCUGACUGAGCCCUGCACACAUCACUGCAGUCUAAUCCCUGUUUUUUAUUAAAUCCUCUAACUGUUUUCCGUUUGACCUU
Cygnus atratus (black swan) is the source of this 2574-nucleotide messenger RNA. RefSeq names its product fidgetin like 1 (gene FIGNL1). The transcript has 2 exons. Gene Ontology annotation, molecular function: ATP hydrolysis activity; microtubule severing ATPase activity; ATP binding. Bases 31 to 2133 code for a protein of 700 amino acids. NCBI's taxonomy places the organism in Eukaryota, Metazoa, Chordata, Aves, Anseriformes, Anatidae. The record is from RefSeq and is a predicted model, not a curated record.